Elaeis guineensis (African oil palm) is the source of this 1490-nucleotide messenger RNA. RefSeq lists its product as uncharacterized. Gene Ontology annotation, biological process: L-threonine biosynthetic process. The record is from RefSeq and is a predicted model, not a curated record. Gene Ontology annotation, molecular function: NAD binding; NADP binding; aspartate-semialdehyde dehydrogenase (NADP+) activity. NCBI's taxonomy places the organism in Eukaryota, Viridiplantae, Streptophyta, Magnoliopsida, Arecales, Arecaceae.
GCCUUCUCCUACUCCCUCUUUUAUUUCUCCCGCCUGCCACCACCUCACACCUCCCACCUCGACAGAACGAAGAACGAAAGCAAUGCAGGCGACGGCUUCCGCUCACCGCCUCCACCUCUUCUCGCCCUUUACCCCCGCUGCCUUCACCCCCAGAGGCAGCGCGGCCCGUCGCCGGAAUGCCGCCGCCCCCGCCACCGUCCGCAUGGCCCUCAGGGAGGACGGCCCCUCGUUGGCGGUGGUUGGCGUGACCGGCGCCGUCGGUCAGGAGUUCCUCCGGGUCCUCUCCGACCGCGACUUCCCCUACCGGAGCCUCCGCCUCCUGGCCAGCCGCCGCUCCGCCGGGCGGCGGAUCGAAUUCGAGGGCCGCGGGUAUGUGGUGGAGGAGCUUCAGGAGGAGAGCUUCGACGGGGUCGACGUGGCGCUCUUCAGCGCUGGCGGGUCCGUCAGCAGGGAGAUGGGGCCGGCCGCCGUGGAACGCGGCACUGUCGUGGUGGACAACAGCUCAGCGUUCCGGAUGGACCCUGGGGUGCCGCUCGUUAUUCCGGAGGUGAAUCCGGACGCCAUGGCUCACAUCCGGCUCGCCGGAAGGGCAAAAGGGGCGCUUAUUGCCAACCCGAAUUGCUCCACCAUCAUCUGUUUGAUGGCUGCCACACCCCUCCAUCGCCAUGCCAAGGUUGUUCGCAUGGUUGUCAGCACCUAUCAGGCAGCUAGUGGUGCAGGCGCUGCAGCAAUGGAAGAACUUGAAAAGCAGACCCGUGAGGUUUUGGAUGGCAAGCAACCCACUUGUGAAAUCUUCAAGCAACAGUAUGCAUUUAAUCUUUUCUCACACAAUGCACCAGUUCUUUCAAAUGGGUAUAAUGAGGAGGAAAUGAAACUAGUGAAGGAAACAAGAAAAAUAUGGAACGACAUGGACGUCAAGGUGACUGCCACUUGCAUACGAGUUCCAGUGAUGCGUGCGCAUGCUGAAAGUGUGAAUCUUCAGUUUGAAAAGCCUCUUGAUGAGGAGACUGCAAGGCAAAUUCUCAAGGGAGCUGCUGGUGUAAUUGUUCUUGAUGACCGGGCAUCCAAUCAUUUCCCUACUCCAUUAGAGGUAUCAAACAAAGAUCAUGUUGCAGUGGGUCGGAUCCGUCAGGAUUUGUCUCAAGAAGGAAACCUUGGAUUGGACGUUUUUGUCUGUGGAGAUCAGAUACGCAAGGGAGCUGCACUGAAUGCAGUCCAGAUUGCUGAAAUGUUGCUUUAGUUCAUUGAGUCGUCCUUGUUCUACAUGUUGCUGGAUGCUUCUCAUAUUAACCACCUUUGAUGGGGGAGACAAGAUGAUAGAUUUUGUUGUCUUUGAAAAUUAUGUAGUACAGACUUGUAUUACAUGGUUGAAUGAAGAAAAUUUUUGGGUGAUACUUUAUUAUUUAAGGUCCUUAUAAUUUUGCAUGUCAAAUAAAAAACAUAUUACUUCGUUUUGUUCCCAAUUUAUGUGGUGGUAGUAAUUUCUUGUU